GGUGCCGGUGAGCCCCCCAUCUGCUCGGUGUGCGGGCUGAGCUUCGAGGGGCUGAGCUUCGGUGGAGGACCACAUGACGGGGCACAACAUGGAGAAGCGAAACAUGGGAGUACACCCCUUCGUCUGCUCGGAGUGCAAAAAGAGUUUCAAGACGGCCAUUGUCCUGGAGGCACACCGACGGAUUCACACGGGCAAGAGGCCCCAUGGCUGCUCCACAUACGGCAAGAGCUUUACACAGUUGUCGCGGUUGCGGGAGCACCAGUACGUACACAGCAGUGAGCGGCCCUUCACCUGCUCCGACUGCGGCAAAUGCUUCAAGUCGCCCAAGGACCUGAAGGUGCACUGGCGCCUGCACACUGCGGAGCGCCCUUACAUCUGCAGCGACUGCGGCAAGGGCUACACCCAGUCCAGCAGCCUGCUGAAGCACCAGCGCACGCACACUGGCGAGCGCCCGUACACCUGUACCCAGUGCGGCAAGGGAUUCACCCAGUCCGACACCCUGCUGAAGCACCAGCGCACCCACACCGGCGAGCGCCCCUACACCUGUGCCCAGUGCGGCAAGUGCUUCACCCAGUCCAGCAGCCUGCUGAUGCACCAGCGCACCCACACCGGCGAGCGCCCCUACACCUGCGCCCAGUGCGGCAAGGGCUUCACCAGAUCCAGCAGCCUGCUGGAGCACCAGCGCACCCACACCGGCGAGCGCCCCUACACCUGUGCCCAGUGCGGCAAGGGCUUCACCGAGAUCCAGCAACCUGCUGGAGCACCAGCGCACCCACACCGGCGAGCGCCCCUACACCUGUGCCCAGUGCGGCAAGGGCUUCAUCCAGUCCAGCACCUGCUGAAGCACCAGCGCACCCACACUGGCGAGCGCCCCUACACCUGCGCCCAGUGUGGCAAGGGCUUCACCUGCUCCACCCGGCUGCUGUCCCACCAGCGGGUGCACGCCGGCGACCGUCCCGUCCCCAGCCCGGUGUGUGGAGAGCGCUUUGCCAUGGCCUCCCACGCCCUGUCUCACCAGCAUGUGCACACCAGUGGCCAGCCCUACGACUGCCCGUACUGUGGUGAGUCGUUUGACAGCUCGCGGGGGUUGCGGCAGCACCAGCGGGCCCACGUCGGCGAGCAGCUGCUCCCACUGUGACAAGAGAGCAUGGGGGCUGCGGGAGCACCAGCGGAUACACACCGGAGAGAGACCCUUUGUGUGCGCUGAGUGUGGCAAGGGUUUCACCCGCAUGUCCAGCCUGUGGCAGCACCGGCGUACCCACAGCGGUGAGCGUCCCUUCCCCUGCCCGUCCUGUGGUAAGGGCUUCACCCGCCUUGACCACCUGCUGGAGCACCGGCGAGUCCACACCGGCCAGCGCCCCUUCACCUGCCCGCUCUGUGGCAAGGCCUUUGCCCGCUCCUCCAGCCUGCUGGCACACCGCCACGUGGAUAGAUAGGCGCUGUUUAGGUAAACACAAAAUGCUGGAAGGAAUGGGUAACGUUUCUGGUCGAGACCCUCCUCAGUCUCGACCCGAAAUGUCACCCAGUCCUUCUCUCCAGAGAUGCUGCCUGUCCCGCUGAGUUACUCCAGCGUUUUGUGUCCUUUUUUGUAAACCAGCAUCUGCAGUUCCUUGUUUUUAAACCAUUCUGGUUAACCAUCUCUGCACCUUCCCCAAAGCCUCCACAUCAGUCCUGUAAUGGAGUGACCAGAACUGUAUGCAAUACUCCAAAUGCUACCUGACCAAUGUCCCUUAAAGCUGCACAUAUACAUUCCUCUCUCCUUAUCUCACAUCCUUUUAUCUCCUUAUUUUCCCUCGCCUCUGUCACUUACUUCACUCAUCUGCCGAUCACCCCCUCAUCUGUCAACAUAGUGUCAGUCUGAAGAAGGGUCCCGACCCGAAAUGUCACCUAUCCAUGUUCUCCACAGAUGCUGCCUGACCCACUGAGUUACUCCAGCACUCUGUGACACGUCACCUAUCCAUGUUCUCCACAGAUGCUGCCUGACCCGCUGAGUUACUCCAGCACUUUGUGUUAUAAACAUAGAGUGAUACAGUGUGGAAACAGGACCUUCGGCCCAACUUGCCCACACCGACCAACAUGUCCCGGCUACACUAGUCCCACCUGCCUGCAUUUGGUCCAUAUCCCUCCAAACUUGGCCUAUCUAUGUACCUGUCUAUAACUGUUUCUUAAACGUUGGGAUAGUCCCAGCCUCAACUACCUCCUCCGGCAGCUUCUGCAGUUCCUUGUGUCUCCCUCACCCAUAUCCACCUAUCACUUCUGAAGAAGGGUCUCAACCUGAAACAUCACCCAUUCCUUCUCUCUAGAGAUGCUGCCCGUCCCGCUGAGUUACUCCAGCAUUUUGUAUCCACCUAUCACUUGCCAGGCUUUGUCCAGCCCCCAUCUCUCUUUUCCAGCUUCCUCCCCCCACCCUCUCCAAUCAGUCUGAAGAAAGGUCCUGACUCAAAACGUCGUCUGUCCAUUCAUGGAAACAUAGACAAUAUGUGCAGGAGUAGGCGAUUCGGCCCUUCGAGCCUGCACCGCCAUUCAAUAUUCUCAUGGCUGAUCAUCCAACUCCGUAUCCUGUACCUGCCUUCUCUCCAUACCCACUGAAGGGCCACAUCUAACUCCCCUCUUAAAUAUAGCCAAUGAACUGGUCUCAACUACCUUCUGUGGCAGAGAAUUCCAGAGUGCUGGAGUAACUCAGUGGGUCAGUUUCAGAGGAGGCGCUGUCCUGAACGGCUGCCUGUCCUGCAGCUGUCCGUUUUUUUCCCCUUCUUUUUUGUUAUUUUUAGUUUGUUUAGUGUACAGUCAGGGGGUCUAAUCUUUUUAUGUGUGGGGGGUGGUGGGGGGGAGGGGGAAACUGCUUUUCCAAGUCCCUACCUGGUCGGAGGGGUUGCCUUCCUCCGAGCAGCGUCUUCGACCCGUCCUCGCGGCCUAACAGCGGGUCCUGGAGCGACGUUUUCCUGAGGGGCCUGCCCAGAACAUCGGCUUUGGUGGCGGCGCAGAACAUCGGCUUUGGCGGCGGCGCGGCGCUGGAGCGCUGUCGUGGAGCGGGCGAUGCCUUUCCUGGGUCGCCGCGCUGGAACUCCAGUAUGCUGGGACUGCCGAAAACAUCAUCGGUGAGCCGCGGUUCUGCGGAGCGGCCAGCUGCGACGCUGAACUUUACAUCCCGGAGCCUGGGAUCUCUCGCAGAGAUCGCCAGUGUGUGGAGCUCCGUCCGGCGCGGUUAGGUUGGCUUGGAAGCCGCGGGCUCCGUUGGGAAGGUGGCCGUUCCUGGCACCUCAAGCCGCUGGGGAUUCUCCCGACGCCGGAGUACCAUCACCCGGCGAGAACAUCGGGCGCCGUGGCGGCGACUGUGGAGGCCUCAAUAGGCCCGACUUUGGGUGGACAAGAGGAUGGGGACUGAACUUUGUGCCUUCCCCCACAGUGGGAAUCACUGGGGGGAUGUUUUAUGUUUGGUGUUGAAUUUCUUCAUGAAUACUUUGUUGUAUUUUUUAUUAGUGUGCUGCAAGGACAUCAGAAUUUCCCCUUGGGGAUUAAUAAAGUUUAUUCAAGAUUCAG
Molecule: messenger RNA, 3540 nt
Organism: Leucoraja erinaceus (little skate)
Lineage: Eukaryota; Metazoa; Chordata; Chondrichthyes; Rajiformes; Rajidae
Product: zinc finger protein 239-like
Exons: 1
Coding region: 74-1138 (354 amino acids)
Biological process (GO): regulation of transcription by RNA polymerase II
Cellular component (GO): nucleus
Molecular function (GO): DNA-binding transcription activator activity, RNA polymerase II-specific; RNA polymerase II cis-regulatory region sequence-specific DNA binding
Source: RefSeq, a predicted model, not a curated record